GCGGGCGCUGCGUGUGGGAGGGCGGGCGCGCGGCUCUGUUUUUAGUAGUACCGCAAAGAGCGCGGCGAGAGUGCGCGCUGAGGGGAGCGGGGCUGAGGCGAGCCGCGGCGGGGAGCCAGGCUGGCCAUGGCUGUCUCCGCGCCGCCCGUCAUCGCCGCAACUUCCAGCGGCGGCGCGGGGGGUUCGGCGGGUUUGUUCCGGGCGGACCCGCUGUACUCCAGCCCCGCGGAGUCCCCGCGCCUCACCAACAGCCUCGUCAACAGUUUCCUCUCCGCCGGCGGCGGCGGUGGCGGCGGGGCCGGCGCGGGCGGCGGCGGGGGCGGCGGCAACGAGUGUAAGAUGGUCGACCUGCACGGGGUGAAGGUAGCCUCGUUCCUCGUGGAGGGGCAGGAGCUGAUCUGCCUGCCGCAGGUCUUUGAUCUCUUCCUCAAGCACCUGGUGGGAGGGCUGCACACGGUCUACACCAAGCUGAAGCGGCUGGAUAUAUCGCCCGUGGUGUGCACGGUGGAGCAGGUCCGCAUCCUGCGGGGGCUGGGGGCCAUCCAGCCCGGCGUCAACCGCUGCAAGCUCAUCACCAGGAAGGACUUCGAAACUUUGUACAACGACUGCACCAACGCGAGCUCACGACCAGGAAGACCCCCCAAGCGUUCACUAGGAGUUGCGAUACAAGAAAAUGCACGUCUUCUGCCCCAUGGAGUUCCAGGCCUCUUAUCACCAGGACUUAUCUCUCCGACAGGUCUGACAGCGGCUGCCAUGGCAGAGGCUAUGAAGUUACAGAAAAUGAAACUUAUGGCAAUGAAUAGCCUUCAUGGAAGUGGAAGUCAAAAUGGAACAGAAUCAGAAAAUGAAGAGCUCAAUUCUAAUGCAGGUGGGAGUGAAUCCUCCUGGGACAAAGACAAGCUUCAGUCUCCCAUUACAACGGGAUCACAGCAUAGCAUUGGUCAUCCGACACUAUCAGGGCAGUCGAGCCUUGGAAGCGCGCACCCACUCAGUCCUCUCCAGCAGAACCACCUGCUCACCAACAGGAUAGACCUGCCGUUUAUGAUGAUGCCCCACCCUCUGCUUCCCGUCAGCCUACCUCCCGCUUCGGUCGCAAUGGCAAUGAAUCAGAUGAACCACCUCAAUACAAUAGCUAACAUGGCUGCAGCAGCCCAAAUGCACAGUCCUCUUUCCAGGGCAGGGGCCUCUGUUAUAAAGGAAAGGAUUCAAGACAGCCCUUCUCCAGCUCCGUCUCUAGAAGACAGUCAGCGGCCUGGGAGCCACGCUUCCUCCCAUCAGAGCAGCAGCGUGUCCAGCUCGCCAUCCCAGUUGGACAACACACCAGACAGAAUUGCUAUGCUGACCAACAGCAGGGAAGGAGAGCUCAUUGAUCAAGAAACUGGGACCAGCCUAAAAAAAAUACAAAAGGAGAAAGAAGAGGUCCAAAUUGCCAUUCCAAUAAUGAAACCAACCUUAGAUAAAGUCCAACUGGCUGGACAGGCCUUGCCUCCUGGAUUUCCGGCGCCAUUUCUUUUUGCUGAUGGUCUUUCAUCAGUAGAAACACUAUUAACCAACAUUCAGGGCCUGCUGAAGGUGGCUGUGGACAAUGCAAGAGUCCAGGAAAAGCAGAUACAGCAGGAAAAGAAAGAGUUAAAGAUGGAGCUUUGUAGAGAGAGAGAACUAAGAGAGAGCUUGGAAAGGCAACUCACAGCUGAGCUGCAAAGCAGAGCAACAAUUCAGAAACGCUUGAAGAAAGAAAAAAAGGCAAAGAGAAAAUUGCAGGAGGCUUUGGAAUUUGAAUCAAAGAGAAGAGAACAAGUGGAACAGGCACUUAAACAGGCCACAUCAGGUGACGGUCUCAGGAUGUUAAAUGAUGCUGGAAUCCCAGAUAUGGAAAUAGAACACAACGGAACCCAACAUGACAGUGCAGCAAUGCAAGGUAUUCCAGAUACCUCAGUUGAGCUUCCCUUGAGAAAUAAAGGGAGCAGGAAGGAAAAAUUGAAACCCGUUUCAAAGUUUAAAGAAGUCAGUCCCUCACCCCGCAGUACCCUUGAUGACCACCUCUUACCUUAGUUUGAAAAAUAAUUUUUAAAAUACAAUAAAGAUACCAAGAAUUAAAGAAACUGAUAUUACUGAUCCCAUCUUUGAUAAAUCAACUCUUCCCUUGAAUGCACAUCUGGAUUCCUCCCCUCCUCUCGGCAGACAGAGUCCAUGUCACCAAAUGCAGCACCAUAAAUGUGCGUGCGUUUGUGGUCUCCGUCUUACUGUCUUUGUCUGUACAAAUACCAAACAUGUAUCAGAAGACGGAGCCCACCCCCAGCGGCCGUUUCAGUAGCAAGUUACACACCUGAUUUCUGCUGACUUCCCUUGGUAUUACAGGGACUAAUUGACCGAGCGCACCCGUAACUCCCACGCGGUGUAGGUGGUCAGGCAAGAAGAUCCUUUGUACGCGUGGCUGCUGAGCCCAGGCCCUCACGGAGAGGAGACGUGCGGGCCUGAGAUGCCCGGGACAUGUAACGCGUUGGCUGCUGCUGCGCAGAACGCAGAACUGGUGUGUUACUGGCUCGCGAGAAGCACACUGCGGCAGAAUUUCAGUCUUUUGGACUGCCUGUAAAGACUAUUGGUAUGAUUUUUGGAGGGCAGGCAUGCUGACGCGCAGAUUCUGUCAGUGGCUAUCUUUUUUAGAAGUACAACUUUUUAGUAUAGGCUAGAGCACCUACAGCCUGCCAUGGGAAGAAGUCACGUGCAACUUCCUAAUAGCCAAAAGGAGAAAACCAAAAAAAAAGAGCCAAACAAAACCCACAGUGUUCAAUAUUUGUAUUUCUGCUUACGCCCUCCCCAGGCUUUAGUAUUUGCCCCACUAAGUUUAAGACAAUAAUUUUAAUCAGCCAAAGGCCUGAAACUAAUUUUAGUCACUUCUUCAGAGGUUCCCAUGCUCCCAGACGUUCCUCCGGAGAUGUUAUGUCCCUGGCUCUUCCGAUCUUUAUUCUUGUUUACAUCCAAAAUACAUACUAAAUCAUCUCUGUUUGGAGAGUCUGAGCCUCCUUAAAACCAUGAAACAUUCAAUUACUAAUUAGCUGUUUCCUGUUUCUAAUGAAGUGAACAUGUCGGAUUUGGAUUAAAAUUCAGCUACUGCUCUCCUCUGUUUAUGGUUCCAGAUGUUUUUGUUUUAUCUAGGAGGUUACUUUGACAGCUACUGCUAAAUGAUAAAUCACUCAUAUUAUAGCUGAAAUGCAUUUUGAAAUUGAAAUGUGGCAAACUUUGAGAUUGCUCCAAGGAUCAGUGUCAGUUAGCAGGUCAAUACUUGUUCUUUCCUUAUGAGUGUUCGGUAUUGGCAUAUGUAAAACAGUAAUGGGAUAGAUGUCAACAUUAUACAAAAUGCUUCUCGAUAUUAUCAUUUUGCUAUCAUCUUCAGGAUCAGUACUUGCGGGUUUAGCUGGGUGGAUUCAUGAUUCAUUGUAUAAUGAACAAGAAUAUGGAUUCUUGUUAGCUUUAGUUUCUGUGGGUGUUUUAAUAUUUAUUUUUCCUCUGGGCUUAAAGGAGUUGCUUAAUGAGAAAAAUCACAGUUCAUAGGUACUAUAACUAGGAAUAUUUUUAUGACGGAAAUAAGUGGCUUUCUACUUGCUUCCCUAAAUAAAGAAAAACAAUUUUUAAAAAAAUGUGGUGGUUUCUGAAUGAAAGAGCAGUUUUCCAAGAACAGAUAUUGAUUUACUUCUAUUACAUUCUUUAAUGCAAUGCAAUUUUGUUUUAACACACUGUUCCCUAGAAGGUUUUGUGCAUGUAAUAAUGGUAUGUUGUAAAGCUGAUGCCAUGUUACUCCGUCUGUCUUAACGGAGGCAUGCAAUACAACACAGGCUGCCUUCUGGAAAAAAAAAAAGAAGGAAAAUGAGUGUUCAAUUAAAAAGCAAAUGCAGUAAAGGAAGAAAAUCCAAAUGAAAGUAUUUACAGCCUCUACUCAGCAGAUGCUGGCUGGCAGGCACCAUUGGAAAGAAGGCUGGUGGGUUUUUAGCCCAGCGGAGUGCCCCCACCUGUCCCACCGGGUUAGAAGGCGGUCAGUGCGCUGAGACCGGCUCGUGUCUCUGCGUAACGGUCCCCUCUCGAGGGCUUCGUCAUCCCGUGCCUCCUUCUGUGCAAACCGUACCCACGUGGUGGAUAGUUGAUAUCACUUGCACAUCUGAUAACUUGGCCCGAGAAAAACAAAGUCCACAAACAAAUAAGGAAACCCACCUAAGUUUCAGUUAAUUAUGAAUCGUGUAACUGUGCAAUUGACCUUUUUUCUUCUCCUUUUUUUCCUCCAGAAAACAGAACAUACAUCAAACCUACUAUUAUGUACUGAAGAAAACACCUGUUGUUGAAAAAUGUAUAAUGACCACUAUUUGAAGACUAUAUAGUUCAUGAAAAACGUCCCUUCCAACCUUUGAUGCCUUCAGUACUGUGUGAAGAACAGGAUUUGUAGCAUGAAACUUGAAGGACAAUUUCAAGCAAUUUACUGUUGCUGCAUCGAAAACUGCCGUAUUAAGAAAUAUUGAGACUUUUUACAAGCUUACCAUACCAAACCAAGCCUGUUGCAACAGAUCGUUUUUAGGUCCCUGGAGAUAGAAAGGAGUUUUAGUAUUUUUAAGCACAUACAGGAAUUAUUCCCCCUUCCCUCCCCAAAAAGAACUUUUUUUUUUUUUUUCUAAGGAGGUAGCUAUUACUGUAUAGCAAUGGCACAAUGAUUUUAAGCCACAAAGGUCCUUACUGGCUGUACAUCAUACAAGUCCAGUUUAUCACUGAAACUGUUCAACAUGGAGCUGUUUCGAUUGUGUUUAUAAAUUAAGCUUUGUUUACUGAAGCAGAUACUCGAUAUAUAUUACGUUUUAAAAAGAAAUGUGUGUACAUUUUUUAAAAGAAUGAUGUAAAAAUUGUCCUUUCAUUAGAUGACCAAUUCAAAAGUGUGAGCUAAACCCUAAUAGCUGACGUAAUAUGAGGAUUAUAAUUGAUGCUUUUUUUUAUGCUCAGUUCAGCUUGGCUUUUGGUCUUUUAAGAUGAAAAAAUGAAUAUGCAGUAGAGUGUUAGAUAAUGGAAACUUUAAGUAUGGUUUCUCUGUUGUACCAUAUUAAGUUAAAGUACACAUUCUUUGUUAAAAAUGUUCUUGCUAAAAAUACAGUAUUAAAAAUUUUUUGUUUGACUUUGGAAA
Harpia harpyja (harpy eagle) is the source of this 5158-nucleotide messenger RNA. It is a transcript of the gene DACH2, whose product is annotated as dachshund family transcription factor 2. Lineage: Eukaryota; Metazoa; Chordata; Aves; Accipitriformes; Accipitridae. The transcript has 12 exons. The record is from RefSeq and is a predicted model, not a curated record. The coding region runs from base 127 to 2052 and encodes 641 amino acids.